This is a messenger RNA of Fibroporia radiculosa, 963 nucleotides long. RefSeq lists its product as uncharacterized. NCBI's taxonomy places the organism in Eukaryota, Fungi, Basidiomycota, Agaricomycetes, Polyporales, Fibroporiaceae. Bases 1 to 963 code for a protein of 320 amino acids. The transcript is spliced from 3 exons. The record is from RefSeq and is a predicted model, not a curated record.
AUGCUCGUAGACGAUUCGGAUUUUAUCAUUAAGCGAAAACGCAACCGUGCAGGGCCGAAUGCUCCUCUCCUUGCAUCGUUGAAUCUCCCACAAUCUAGCCGUACGGCACAUAUUGCGGUUGACCUUGCUCCUCUUACCUUACAAGAACAACAUUUGACGUAUAGACAACCGUCUCUACCGAAAAAGCUUCUUGACGUAGAUCUUGCGCCGAUAACUGUCGAGAGCUUUUUGCGGUGGUCCGCUCAAACACCGACGGAAACACGGAAGCAAAGACAUCGACGCAAGAUCAAGUUAAUGUCUGACCAUAUAAGACGAGGUUGUAAUCUCGCAGACGACAGGAGACACUCGGCUUUAAGCGUUGCUGUGCGUCGUCCCCAUCAGUACGCUCGACGUUUCCCUACGGGAGACAAGGUUAUGAAUUCCCUCACUGCAUUUCAUACCACAAGACCUCGAACGUUCAAGCGGAAGGAAGGAACGCUUGCUGGGCGUCUCCUUACUGCUGCGGUGCUCUCUCAUGUUGAGCCAAUACACCACAUCGUUGAUCCAUCAGUGGAUGCGCAUACAUGCACUCGCAUCCCUCUUCUAUUUGGUCGCGCUGAUCAUGCAUCUUCUGUCCCACCGACGCACUGUUCUCCACAACUGAAACCAGAUGACCCACGAAAAUCUGUUCGGUUCUGCGUCCAAGGGAGCGGCUUCAAUAUCUCGGACGAGAUUUCGCACCCAUCGAUCCCACCUCGAAUGCAGCUCGAGAAACCGAUAUCAAGCUGGAUGCCUAAUUCCCUUGCGCGGAAUAUUGAGCCUUCCAGCAAACGUCGCAAACUCUCGCUCGGACUUGCCAAGGAUGUCAACGAAUCUGAGUCUAACCAGGUGCUACGCAAUGUCAUUCCGUUUACUCUCGUGCCAUUGCAGCUACAUGAGGCACAGUUGCAUAAAAGGUUCAUCUCUAUUGACACUGUCCAUUGA